Messenger RNA from Microtus oregoni (creeping vole), 1860 nucleotides. RefSeq names its product cytochrome P450 2C26-like. Gene Ontology annotation, biological process: xenobiotic metabolic process. NCBI's taxonomy places the organism in Eukaryota, Metazoa, Chordata, Mammalia, Rodentia, Cricetidae. Gene Ontology annotation, cellular component: intracellular membrane-bounded organelle; cytoplasm. The coding region runs from base 26 to 1498 and encodes 490 amino acids. The record is from RefSeq and is a predicted model, not a curated record. The transcript has 9 exons. Gene Ontology annotation, molecular function: oxidoreductase activity, acting on paired donors, with incorporation or reduction of molecular oxygen, reduced flavin or flavoprotein as one donor, and incorporation of one atom of oxygen; iron ion binding; heme binding.
ACUUGUGCCUGUGGGAAGGCUAUCCAUGGAUCUAGUCAUGGUCUCGGUGCUCAUUCUGACAUGUCUGCUUCUCUUCUCACACUGGAAACAAAGUUCUACACGAGGAAAGCUACCUCCUGGACCUACUCCUCUGCCAAUUAUUGGCAACAUCCACCAGAUAGAUGUAAAAAAUGUUCACCAAGCCUUUACCAAUUUCUCUAAAAUCUAUGGCCCUGUGUUCACUCUGUAUUUUGGCAUGAAACCCGCUGUGGUGUUGCACGGCUAUGAGGCAAUAAAAGAAGCUCUCAUAGGUCAUGGGGAGGAGUUUAGUGGAAGAGGAAAAGUCCCUAUUUUUGAUAUGGUUUUGAAAGGCUUUGGCAUUGGUUUUAGCAAUGGAGAUGCAUGGAAAGAAACAAAGCACUUUUCACUCUUAACCCUGAGAAAACUGGGUAUGGGGAAAAGAAGUAUUGAGAACCAAAUUCAAGAAGAAGCACAGUUCCUUGUGGAGGAACUGAAGAAAACCAAUGGCUCACCCUAUGAUCCCUCCUUCAUCUUGACCUGUGCUCCCUGCAAUGUCAUUUGCUCCAUUAUUUUCCAAAAUCGUUUUGAAUAUAAUGAUCAAGUUUUUGUUAGCUUGAUAGAAAAACUGAAUGCGAACAGUAAGAUUCUGAGCUCUCUCUGGGCACAGCUUUGCAAUAUGUUCCCUGUUCUGAUUGAUUAUUGUCCAGGGACCCAUAAUACAUAUUAUAAAAACUUGACUUCUAUUCAGAGUUACCUUUCGGCAAAAAUAAAAGAACAUGAGGAAUCCUUGGAUGCUACCAACCCUCGGGACUUUAUUGAUUAUUUCCUAAUUAAAGGAAGGCAGGAGAAUCGCAAUCAACAAUCGAUAUAUACACCUGAAAACCUGACAGCCACGUUGAUUGAUCUGUAUCUUGGUGGAACAGAUUCUUUAAAGACAACAAUGAGAUUUGCUCUUUUGCUCCUGCUGAAGUACCCACAUGUCACAGCUAAAGUCCAGGAAGAGAUUGACCGUGUGAUUGGCAGACAACGCAGCCCCUGCUUGCAGGACAGGAAGCAAAUGCCCUACACAGACGCCAUGAUUCAUGAGGUUCAGAGACUCCUUGAUAUCGCCCCCAACAACCUACCCCAUGAAGUGACCUGUGAUGUUAAAUUCAGGAACUACCUCAUCCCCAAGGGAACGACCAUUAUAACAUCACUAUCAUCAGUUUUGCAUGACAGCAACGAAUUCCCCAAUCCAGAGACGUUUGAUCCUGGUCAUUUUCUGGAUGCAAAAGGAAACUUUAAGAAAAGUGACUACUUUAUGCCUUUCUCAGCAGGAAAACGAGUGUGUUUAGGAGAAGGUCUGGCCCGCAUGGAGCUGUUUCUGUUCCUGACCACCAUUUUACAGAACUUCAAGCUGAAAUCUCUGGUUCCCCCAAAUGAAAUCAAUGUUACCCCACAGGUCAAUGGAUUUGCUGUAUUACCUCCCCCUUUCCAGCUCUGCUUCAUUCCUGUCUAAUGAAGAUCAGAUGCCUGGUUCCUGCUGUGUUCUUCUCUGAAAUCACCCUCAAACCUUGUAUUUAACACUUUCCUGGAAGGCAUACAGCGUCCUUCCACAUUCUCACAGCUUCUGCUCUCUAAUUUCCCAUGGAAAUCAUCAGGUCUCCAUUUUAUAGUCUCUGAAGUAAUCAUCAAAUAUUUGCCAUUUCGUAUUCUCUGUAGCACUGUGACCAUCUCUUAUACUCUCAUUUAGCUAAACCUGUAAUUAACAUGGCUUCCACAUAAAAUGUAUAGUGUCCAACUAUAUAAUAAUUCACAAUUAUGUUUCUGUCUCUUGUAUAUCCUUGACAACACAUAUUAAAUUUGUACUUCUGAUUUCAA